Messenger RNA from Populus nigra (black poplar), 931 nucleotides. Its product is annotated as cuscuta receptor 1-like. Gene Ontology annotation, cellular component: plasma membrane. Gene Ontology annotation, molecular function: protein binding. The record is from RefSeq and is a predicted model, not a curated record. Bases 1 to 921 code for a protein of 306 amino acids. The transcript is spliced from 5 exons. Lineage: Eukaryota; Viridiplantae; Streptophyta; Magnoliopsida; Malpighiales; Salicaceae.
AUGAUAUUAAACAGCUUCUCUCUGCCAGGAGUGGCGGUGAUAAUGAUGAUUAAUGUCAUGCUUCUAUCACAAGGGUGUUUCGAGGAAGAACGAAUUGCUCUUUUGCAAAUCAAAACUUCCUUUGGUGACCACCCAAAUGACAAUUUACCCCCGCUGUUCUAUUGGGGAAAAGAUGCCCUCUGUUGCAGCUGGGAAGGAGUUACCUGCAGCAAUUCCACUACAAGACGAGUCAUCGAAAUCGAUCUUUUCUUCGCAAGAGAUUGGUACUCAUCUAUGGGAGAUUGGUACCUAAAUGCAUCUAUAUUUCUUCCCUUCCAAGAACUCAAAGUUCUUGACUUGGGUGCAAAUAGAAUAGCUGGCUGUGUUGCGAAUGAAGGUUUCGAGAGACUAUCAAGACUUAACAAAUUGGAGACUCUUUAUUUAAGCUUCAAUAAUUUCAACAAUAGCAUCCUAUCAUCCCUCAAAGGGCUUUUAUCUCUCAAACAUCUACAUCUUGAUGCGAACCAGUUGAAAGGAUCAAUAAAUACGAAAGAAUUUGAUUCAUUGAGCAACUUGGAGGUGCUAUCGCUAUCCUACAAUAACAUCCAAGAAUUUACAACCUUAAGAGGCUCUGAAGGACCAUCAAGGCUUAACAAAUUGCAGAGUCUUGAUUUAAGCUUCAAUAACUUCAACAAUAGCAUCCUAUCAUCCCUCGAAGGGCUUAACAAAUUAGAGAGUCUUGAUUUAAGAUACAAUCACUUCAACAAUAGCAUCCUAUCAUCCCUCAAAGAGCUUUCAUCUCUCAAACAUCUAAAUCUUGGUGACAACCAGCUGCAAGGAUCAAUAAACAUGAAAGAAUUUGAUUCAUUGAGCAACUUGGAGGAGCUAUCGCUGUCAGGAAAUAAUAUCCAAAAUUUUGUAGCCUUAACAGGUAUCAAUUAAUUAAGGGCCG